UGUUGUUGCAAAGGGCGUGGACAUUGUGUGAGUGUGUGUUUUAUCACAUAGCGACAUGGAUCCUCUCGGUGUUAAGGAUGUUUUCUGCCUGAGCAUCGACACCUGCACGGAAAUGAAGAAUUAGGGCUGAGGAAACACCGUGCGGGCUUUUAUUCACCCUGACUGAACGUGUGACACUCGAACGCACCACUUUGCGUUAGAUACCGACCAGAUGCAAUAAGAUAAAUAAAUAGACCCUCAUCUAUUUUCCGUCUAUGGCCUCAGUUUGGCUGUUGACUUUGCUUUUAUGAGCUUCUUAUGGCUGUCACCAGCGGGACGCAUUUAGGAGAAUAAUAGUGAUAAUAACAGGUCAGAUAUGGCAGUGAGGACAUCAGAGCCGCUCUGUCAGCCCUGCGUUUACCAUGAAGCUUUCAAAGUGGAGCUACAGGUGAAGAGACCUCUGAUGCCUGUCCACCUGAGUCCAGAGCAGGUGGGCCUGGAGAUGUUGUGUCUCUGUGGGCAGCUGGACCUUCUCAUCAGGGCACAGAUGCAGCAGUUCCAGGAGCAGUUAGGACAAGGCUGCAGCCCAGAGGAGUCCGACACUUUCCAGGCUCAAGGAUCAGAGAUUCUCGACCAGAUGCUGCAGUGCCUUGAACAUCUACCAAAGCCUAUGCCACAGCUGGAGGACUACCUGGACAUGGUGGGCCUGUCAGUGAUGUUUCCUCGUGUAGAGGUGUUCCUCAUUCAAGGCAGCCCGGUGGACAUGCUGGAGAGGCCGCCAAUGGACGAAUAUUUCUUCCACAUCGCCAAACUGAACCAGCUCCUGGUGCUGAGUCAACAGCUAGAGGAAGAUAUCAGGCACCUUGGGAGUCAUAAAUACAUCGCUCACCAGCUCUCGGUUAUUUAUCAAGUCUUGAGUUCUUUCAGAGGAAUUAAGGCUUUCUCUGAAAUGAAGAAAGACAUCGAGGCCAACUUCAAACAGAUGAAACAGUCUCUGGUGGUCGAGGAAGGCUCCAGGCAUGAACCUCAGCUGGCAGCUCACUACAUUAACUGGAUAUUGGAACUAACUCAAAGCUUAACGUCAGUGGUGCUGACGCUGCCGGAGGAGCUGACAGAAGACCUUCACCAGGCCGUGACCUUCAUCUCUCAGUUCCUGUCCUGACUCACCUCAACCAACGUCUCUGUGUCUAUGAAUCCUGACGUCUGAUGCACCGGGUCUCUCCAGGAGCUUCUAAAUGAACUGACGUUGUUAAGACUGUGAAAAGGUGCUACACAAUUUGAUUCAACUGAUUGAUGGUGGGAUUUCAUUGACAAAUCAUGUAGGUUUUUAUAUUGUCCUCCUGAAUGUGACCCAUAUUAGUCCCUAUGAUGAGUCAGUUGUUGGAAAAUGAAUGUAACCUUGUUGAAUCCUUCCUUG
Messenger RNA from Epinephelus fuscoguttatus (brown-marbled grouper), 1396 nucleotides. RefSeq lists its product as uncharacterized. The transcript is spliced from 7 exons. The record is from RefSeq and is a predicted model, not a curated record. NCBI's taxonomy places the organism in Eukaryota, Metazoa, Chordata, Actinopteri, Perciformes, Serranidae. Bases 356 to 1141 code for a protein of 261 amino acids.